AUAAAAUGCUUCAGUAGCUUGCAGACAUAUAGUUGUUGCCAUGUAGCUGUUAGUACAUGCCCUUUUCUCUGAAAUUAAAAAUAGGACAAAAAUAUCAAUAGGUCCUUAUUGGAAAAUGUACCAUCUUAGACAGCAAAGAAUUAAUUUGAACUCUUAAAUCUUUUUAACAACCAUGGCUUAGAAUAGAAAACUAAUCAUAUAAAACCUCACAGAUAAUGACUGAACAAGGAGAUUUAUUCUCAUUGGUCAUGGAAAAGUUGAAGAAUUAAGCAUUUGAGAGAGACAGAGUAAGGUAGAACGAAUGGUCGUUAGAGAUAUUUUUAACGUCAAAAUUAAGAUAUUUUUACUAAUAAUUUAAAACUGAUAAUUCUGAUAAAGAAUAAUAUACUUUUAGAAACUCAUAAUAAAAUUUAUUGGUAAUUCAUACCAAAACAAACCCUCAAAAAUAUCAGUAAACAAUUCAAAAGUUUUAACAAAAAUGUUUAUUUCUCUUUACAAAAAGAAAAUUGUAGAGACAUUUAUCUCUAAUUUUUUAUCUUUUGAAAAGAAAAAAAAAAAAAAAAAAGGCAGUGAUUGUUGAGCAUGAAAGUAGGUUAAAAAUCAUGAGGAUUUUACAGAUAGAAAGUUAGAAACUAUCGUUUUUCUUUUUUUCUUUUUUUAUUCACAAAAGGAUAUCAAAGGUUUGACUUGAAAAGAAAGGAGGUCAAGAGAGAAAUAUUGAUUGUCUUUGACACCACUCUAAAGUUGUUCUAACUUCUAACAAGUGGUCCUAUUUAAAAAUGAAAACAGUGAUAUACAAGUUCCUCUUCUACUUACUAUAUAUAAACAAUUAAGUUUCCAUUUUCUGUCACAUUAUCAAAUCAAACACCUUUUUUCUUUCUAUUUAUACUCACCCUUUAUACCUUAUUUGAUCAAGAUACUCUCAAGAACUACUACUACUUCAUCUUCAUCCAUAAUUUAAAUAUAUUCUCCAUAAUCAGAUAGCCCAAGACAGUAAAAAAUGGGUUGUCUUCUACUUUCUUCACCAACAUUCCUCAGACUCUUUCUCUUCUCUUUCAUAUCAAGUUUUCUCACUUCUCAGCCUGGUUUUGCUACCAUAACCAGGCACUACAGGUUUGAUAUUAAACUGCAAAAUGUGACCAGGCUUUGUCAUACAAAAAGCAUUGUGACAGUAAAUGGGCAGUUUCCCGGACCUCGCAUUAUAGCAAGAGAAGGCGAUCGUUUGCUUAUUAAAGUGGUUAACCAUGUACCAAAUAACAUCUCCAUCCAUUGGCAUGGAAUUAGACAGCUUCAAACAGGGUGGGCUGAUGGACCUGCAUAUGUGACCCAAUGCCCCAUACAAACUGGCCGAAGCUAUGUUUAUAAUUACACCAUUAUAGGCCAAAGAGGCACACUUUUCUGGCAUGCCCAUAUCUCAUGGCUAAGAUCAACACUUUAUGGUCCUAUUAUUAUUCUUCCCAAGCUUGGUGUUCCUUAUCCAUUUGCAAAACCAUACAAAGAAGUACCUAUAAUCUUUGGAGAGUGGUGGAAUGUAGAUCCUGAGGCAGUUAUUAGCCAGGCUUUGCAAACAGGUGGAGGCCCAAAUGUGUCUGAUGCCUAUACCAUCAAUGGACUCCCUGGGCCAUUGUAUAAUUGCUCUUCCAAAGAUACAUUCAAGCUGAAGGUGAAGCCAGGAAAAACCUACCUUCUUCGCCUAAUCAACGCGGCACUCAACGACGAGCUCUUCUUUAGCAUUGCAAAUCACACUCUCAAAGUGGUAGAAGCCGAUGCUAUUUAUGUAAAACCUUUUGACACUAAUACCCUUCUCAUAACUCCUGGACAAACAACAAAUGUUCUUCUCAAAACCAAACCCAGUUUCCCAAAUGCAACAUUCUUCAUGACUGCUAGACCUUAUGUGACGGGCCUUGGAACCUUUGACAAUUCCACCGUUGCCGCUAUCUUAGAAUAUGAAUUCCCUUCCAAAACCUCUCAUUCAACACUAACAACAAAGAAACUUCCACUCUUCAAACCAAUUUUGCCUGCUCUAAAUGACACUUCAUUUGCAACAAAUUUCGCAACCAAACUUCGUAGCCUAGCCAAUGCUCAAUUCCCCGCUAAUGUACCAAAAAAUGUUGAUAAGCGCUUUUUCUUCACAUUAGGCCUUGGAACAAAUCCAUGCACACAACAUAACCAAUCCUGCAAAGGGCCUAACGGAACAAUGUUUGCUGCUUCAAUAAAUAACAUUUCUUUUUCACUUCCAAACACUGCCUUACUCCAAAGCCAUUUCUUUGGACAAUCAUUUGGGGUUUAUUCUCCAAACUUUCCAAAUAGUCCUUUGUUUCCAUUUAACUAUACAGGAACACCACCUAACAAUACAAUGGUAAGCAAUGGAACAAAGCUUGUGGUUCUUCCAUUCAACACAAGCGUGGAGCUGGUCAUGCAGGAUACAAGCAUUCUUGGUGCUGAAAGCCACCCUCUUCAUUUGCAUGGAUUUAAUUUCUUCGUUGUUGGCCAAGGGUUUGGGAAUUUUGAUCCAAAUAAAGACCCUGCAAAGUUCAACCUGGUUGACCCUAUUGAAAGGAACACUGUAGGUGUUCCUUCUGGUGGGUGGGUUGCUAUUCGGUUCCUAGCAGACAACCCAGGUAUAUGGUUCAUGCAUUGCCACCUUGAGAUACAUACAAGCUGGGGCCUGAAGAUGGCGUGGUUGGUCUUGGAUGGAAACUUUCCCAAUCAAAAGUUGCUUCCUCCACCAGCAGAUCUUCCUAAAUGUUGAUGUUAAUACUUUUGAUAUUGCUUCGCUAAUAAUUUUGUGGGACACAAAUAAUUCUUUGGCGUUUUGAGCUUUGCUCUUCGAAAGUUUAGUUCGAACUUUUUAAAGAGAGAGCUAAUGUUAAGUUAUAUUCCAACAUAGAUAUUGUGGGGCGGGGCGGCAAUUAUAUGGUCAAAAAGUUUCUAUUUUCUUUUACUUUCGGGGUUGCAUAUGUGUAAUAUACACACCAGAGACAUGUGUGCAUAUGUAUAUUUACAUAUGUAUCAUGUGCCCUAAUUAUAUGUAAACACAAAUCUAAAAAAAAUUUCUGGUUGAUUCUAAUUUAAUACAUUU
This is a messenger RNA of Ziziphus jujuba (common jujube), 3082 nucleotides long. Its product is annotated as laccase-17. The coding region runs from base 1001 to 2752 and encodes 583 amino acids. The record is from RefSeq and is a predicted model, not a curated record. Gene Ontology annotation, molecular function: hydroquinone:oxygen oxidoreductase activity; copper ion binding. Gene Ontology annotation, biological process: lignin catabolic process. Gene Ontology annotation, cellular component: apoplast. Lineage: Eukaryota; Viridiplantae; Streptophyta; Magnoliopsida; Rosales; Rhamnaceae. The transcript is spliced from 6 exons.